Molecule: messenger RNA, 4969 nt
Organism: Ceratotherium simum simum (southern white rhinoceros)
Lineage: Eukaryota; Metazoa; Chordata; Mammalia; Perissodactyla; Rhinocerotidae
Source: RefSeq, a predicted model, not a curated record
GGGGUGUGGUGUUGAGCGGCCUAGACCUACAGCUGCUGAAAGAGAAAUGGAUGGGUUGGGUGCAAGUAACCCCUUCUCAGUAGAAAGUGACAACCCGAUUCUGGACCUGGACCUGUAUGAUGCUGACAGCAACGAAAACUUGGACCCAGGGCUGCUCAAGGAAAAGAAUGACUCGUCAUUCUCAGAGCCAGUCCCGCGGCUUUUGACCAGCAGCUCACGGUGGCAAAACCUGACCCUACGCGCCCGUGCCCGCCAGCUGUGGCUGCUCCUCCGUACAGGUCUCCACAACAUCGUGGAAAAGGAAAAGAGAGCAGAGCUGCACGUAGCACGCUUGACGCAUGGGCUGGAGCCACUGCGCUGCCUGGAGGUGGCAGCUGGGCUGCACUCUGUGGCACAGGACCCAGUGGGCAGACGCUUCGUGGUGCUGGACGGCGCAGGCUGCCUGCACCUGCACAGAGAGGACGGCUGGGCCCACGAGAAGUUGCUGGCGCCUGUGGCACUCACAGGGCUGGUGGCAGUGCUGGGCCCGCUGGGCGCCGUGGGCCGCUUUGUGGGCUGGGGCCCCGCGGGCCUGGCUAUACUCAGGCCCGACCUCAGCUUGCUGUGGCUGAGCCAGCUAGGAGGGGUGGGCAAGGCGCCAGGCCGUGAGCCCAUCUGCUGUUUGCCGGUGCCCGACCUGGGCCUGCUGCUAGUGGCAGAGGCAGGCGGCAGCCUGGCGCUCUGGAAGUUCCAUUCAGGGGGUCGCUGCCUGGUGCAGUGCAGGUCACCUCUGCAGCUACCACUAAGCUCCAUGGGUGCGCUUGCACGUCUGGCUCUGGGGCCCCUGCCUCCCGACCACGUCCUGCGCUGCUUCGCUGCCUACGGCUCAGCCGUGCUCACCUUUGAUUUGCACACCUGGGCUCUCACAGAUGUGCGCCAGGAUCUGCACAAAACCACCAUCUCUGACCUGGCAUACUGUGGAGCGGCAGAGGCGAUGGUGACGGCUUCCAGGGACAGCACUGUGAAGGUGUGGGAGUCUGACUGGCAGAUCCGGAUGGUGUUUGUGGGCCACACAGGCCCCGUGACAGCUAUAGCCGUGCUACCGAACACGUUCCUGGUGCUGUCGGCCUCACAGGACGGAACGCUGCGCACGUGGGACCUGCAGGCGGCGGCACAGGUGGGCGAGGUAGCGCUGUGUUGCUGGAGCCAGGACAUGCCGUCCAGGCGCGUGAACCGCCUGCUGGCGCCCGCAGGCCCCGGCUGGCCUGUGCUCUCCCUGCGCGCGAGCAGCUUGGAGCUGUGGCGCCUGCGCGAGCUCUACUCACCGUUGGCGCAGCUGUCUGCGCCGGUGCUCCACCUGCAGGUGGCGCCGCCGCUGCUGGCACCCUCGCACCUGCCUCUGCCCACGCGCCUCGUGUGUGCGUGCGCCGAUGGCUCCGUCUACCUGCUGUCUGUCGCGACCGGGCGCACCGUGAGCGCACUGCUGCUGGAGCCCAAUGACUGCGCGGCUGCCGUGGCCUACUGCCUGCCACGCGAAAUGCUGUGGUUGCUGACACGCGCGGGACACCUGGUGUGUGCCAACGCGGCGCGCUGCCCCAUGCGCGUGCUGCACCGUGUGUGUCCGCCACCUCCCCCAGCACCCAGGCCCUGCUGCCUGCACCUCUACAGCCACCUCACAGACCCCAGCAGUGCGUUUGCCAGCUGGGAGAUUGUGCGCCAGCACGGGGGCGAGCUGUGCCGAAGCUACACAGCCUGGGCCUGGAAGGACAAGAACCGGUACCUGCCGGUGGUGGGGCACACAGAUGGUGCGCUUUCGGUGCUCGAGUGGUGCUCAUCAAACACCGUCUUCCAUACAGAGGCGCACAGCCCGGGCCCGGUCACUGCCAUUGCGUCCACCUGGAACAGCAUCGUGUCCUCGGGCGGAGACUUGACAGUGAAGAUGUGGCGUGUCUUCCCGUAUGCUGACGAGAGCCUGAGCCUGCUGCGCAGCUUCUCCUGCUGCCACCCAGCCGUGGUGCUCUGUGCACUUGGGGAGCGGGUCACCGUGGGCUUUGAGGACCCAGACAGUGCCACCUAUGGCUUGGUACAGUUUGGCCUGGGCGACAGCCCACGCUAUGAUCAUCGGCCCCAGGAUGACCCCAUGGACCACAUCACUGGCCUGUGCUGCUGUCCAGCGCUCAAGCUGUGUGCCUGCUCCAGCCUGGACUGCACCAUCCGCAUCUGGACAGUGGAGAACCGCCUGCUGCGGCUCCUGCAGCUGAAUGGCCCCCCUCAGGCCUUGACCUUCUGUAGCAACAGUGGGGACCUGGUGCUGGCGCUGGGCUCCCGCCUCUGCCUGGUGUCCCACAGGCUCUAUCUGCCCACAUCCUACCUGGUUAAGAAGCUGUGCCGGAGAGUCCCUGAUGUGGUAGAUGACCCUCCGCUGCCGCUGACCAGCCAGGAGUCGCUGACCUCAGCCCAGCUGCAGCAGCUCGCCAACCUGCGUGGGGCGGCCAGCCUCAGCACGGCCUUGUCUUUCAUCCAUCGCCAGACAGCAGCGCCUCAGCAGCCAGUGUUGGAGGAGGACUUGGAAGCUCUAGUUGCCCGGGACCGAGACCUUCGGCAGCUGAGACUGGGGCUGGUGGUCCCGGCGGCCCGGCCCCCACCCUCCUGGCAGCAGCGCCAGGUGGCCUUUGACAACUACCUGCGUCUGAUCUAUGGCCCUGGCCUGCUGGGCAUGCAUUCUGAAAGAGAGUCCCAGCAGUGGAGCACCGUGACCCUUGCAAUGGAGAGAGAGACCUGGAAUGCGUGCGCCCUGCCCAGAGCUGCCCCCAGUGUCAGACAGGCUGGAGUCUGCACUGAAGCCCCAACAGCCCUGCCCCCACAGGGCCUAGGGGCCCUGAGCCAGUGCUUUGUUCGCCCUCCCCGAAUCACCUUGCCCAUCCCACCCACCCGCCGGAGGGUGCACAGCAGGGCAUCCCAGCUGCUGGCCCGUUCCUCCCUGAGCUGCGCCCUGGGCCUCAGUCUGGACCUGCAGCUGCAGUCGGAGCGGCUCCAUGGGGAAAAGCCUGUGGCCCUGGACCCACCAUCCUCCCACUUGCAGCACAGGAUCCCCCUGCUGCAGAAGAGGCGGCCCAAGGAGCUUCUCUCCAACCUCAGGGGCUUCUUUCCCGCCACUAUUCAGUCCUACAAGUACUUGCCGAAGCCCAUCCACUUCCCCGGCUGCGUGCCCAACUCCGUGGUGCUGCAGCAGAUGUGGCUGCCCCGGGAGCCACUCGAGAGCCAGGACAGCCUGUGGCUGCCGCGGGGCAUCAGACGACACCGUGCCGAGUGGCAGCAGAAGCAGAUCCAGUGGUUGGGGGACGAAGAGGAGGAGGAGGAAGAGCUGGAUCUGGACUGGACCUCAGAUUCCCUGAGCCCACAGAGACAGCGCGAGGAGCCUGAGGAGCCCGAGGCUCAGAGCUCCGAGUACUUGACCCCGAAGCCCACGAGCUCCUGUGAUGAUGCUGCUGCCGGGACUGAGACCUCCUACCACCCCGGGGACGCCUACGGCCGCUCAAUUUGGGAAGAGCGCUACGGGCAUCUGCCCAGCUUCCUGCAGUUUUUCGUCUGCCAGAACUGGUUCAAAAAGCUGUUCCCCAUCUUCACUCUGGAGGCAUACCCCGAGGCGGGCACGGUGGAGGGCCUGGCCUCUCUGUUCGUGGACCUGCUGGAAGAGGCGUCCUGGGCAGACUGCGUGCAUAUCCUGCUCGCGCUGCUGCGGCUGCUGCCCGACCUGAGCAGAGACCUCUGCAGCCGGCUGCAGAGCAUCCUCCUGCGCUUGCUCAAUCUGGACCGGCCCCCCAGCCUCGAGGACGGGACACAGAAGCGGUUCGUGAUGCUGGCGCUGCAGCUGCUCCUGGCCUGCUCCCUGGAGUCCCGUGAGGUGGUGCUGGAGCUCAUGUCCUUCUUCCUCUACUCCCCAGCCUCCUGCCGGCCUGAGCUCAAGAAGCUGCUGGACGGGCUAGGCCUUCAGGACCCGCAGGGCUUCCUGUUCAAGGAGAUGAUGACCUGGGUCCAGGGCCGGGACCUCGACUCCAAGGCCACGCUGCGCAAAUGCUGCUGCCAGAAGCUGGAGGAAAUGAUCUGGCAGCUGCAGGAGGCCCUGUCACAGAGUUCGAUGGUCUUUGGGGCACCCGUUCACAUCUCCAUGAUACCCUCAGUUCACUCCUGGAUGCCCUCACUGGUGGUCUCGCCUGGGGAGCCAAACUUGGCCGCCCCUGAGUCCCAGGGUCAGCACAUGCUCUCACAGAUACGCGUCUGUCAGACCAGACGUGCACUGUCUGAGACACUGCUGCACUUCUGCUCCUUGCCUGGGGCCCACUUGCGCUCCUCGGUGCCGACUGCACUGCCCAACGAGCCACCACCACUGGAGCAGACGCACUGGUCACAGUCGCAGAUGCUGGACCUGGGGCCAAUCGAUGCGCUCAACUUCUUCUGUGAGCAGCAGCAGGCACAGAGCUCCCUGCCCAAGGAGCCCGAGAACCUGCGCCUGAGCCGGAGCCCGAGCCCAAGCCCGCACCCACUGGUGCCCAACACGGUAGUGCCACAGCCCCGGGAUCACCGGCACUACCCUAUACUCCAGCUUCAGGAGGCCAAGGUCCAGGGGUCUCCAAUGAGACUGAGGGGCCAGAUGCUUUCCAGGCUCUGGGCGGGCCGUACCCUCGACAGCUCCCUCCGGAUGCUGAAGCUGCCGCUGCCACGGGUGGAACUGCAGCCUUUCCCCCAGGGCUGGCCCAGGCCUGCCCGUCCACUGCCCCCACUGCUUCUGCAGCCCACCCUGCAGCGAUACUUUCUGCCUGACGACACGGACCCUGACAGCUACAGCUGAGCUGGCUGGCGGCCUCGCCCGGCCCCAUCCCCAGCCUCCCCUUCCCUCUAGCAUGUAGUCGGGAUGUGGCUCUCCAGCCGGUUGCUUACUCCUGGCCAAGGCCCAGGGCUGGAAUAAAGUCCAGAGGCUGCAGUCAGCAAA